GACGUGGGGAGCAGCAUGGCAAGCUUCCGACCGGGCGCGCCGGGCUACGGGUCGACUGCUGGGAGCGUCUCCAUGUCGGCCUUCGUCAAGGACAAGAGCCUCGCGUACGUCGAGCGCAUGCUUGCGGUCACGGCGCGGGGCGGCGUCUACUACUCGAACGACGUGCAGGCGACGCUCGCGAUCCCGAGCCAUCUGGAUGCGACCAAGGUCUGCAGCCGCGUGAUCCAUGCACUCAAGCGCGAGCCCAACGUGGUGGCCACCGAGACGUCCGAGGGCAACUGGCGCUUUGAGGGCCCCCACACCUCAAUGGACCGUCCGAUCGUCACGGCCGACGCAGUCAAGACGCUCUACGACGCGAUCCUGCUCGAGCACAGCGUGAGCGUGAGCCUCCUCGUGCGCAACUCGGCCAAGUACCCGCUCUCGAACCUGCGGAACCGCUUGCACAAGACGGGGUAUCUCUCGACCGACGCCAUUGCAACCGCCAUCGACAUCAUCCUCGAUACGGUGCUUCGACACGACACGAGCAUCCGCUUGAUCAACAACGACAUGCUCAUCUCGACCGACAAGACGCAAGACGAGCAGCCGCAGCAAAACGACGACGACGACGACGAGCUCCCGACUGAACGCGAUGCUUUGGUGGCCGUGCUCGCCCACCGACUCGCAAGAAAGGCCAUCUACUCGCGCCGGUCGGUCGGCCUCGUCGAGCAGCAGCUCCUCGUGCACAAGCUACCCGAUACGGGUAUGCGACGCCGCGUCGUGCAGCGACUGCAAGCGAUCGGGUGCUUUCUCUUUGUCGGCGACAACGACGCGACCGCCAUCGUGACGCUGGACCCGGACUGCCUCUCCCGCCCAAUUCAAGCGUUUGGCGACCUUAGCUUUCUGCGGCGGACGUGUGCCAUGUGGCCAGCCGUCAGUAACGGUGUCACCAAGGUCGUGGCACGACCCCCGCCCGUGUCUGUCCCCGCUUCGACGGCAACAACGCCGAAAAGUAGUGCAUAUUCGUCGGCGUCAGGACUGACGCCCGAUCAAGUGCAUGCUGCCGUCGAAGCCUACAUCUUUGCCGCGCAGCAGUGGCUGGAUGCCCAUGCCGAGGCGUGUCCGUCCGCCCACGUCUACUCGUGGAAGGUCGGGCUGACGUUUCCAGUGCCACUCAGUGUCAUGAAGUCCAUCGUGGUCCCGGCCCUCGUGACAGACCCGCGCCUGCGCUACCGUCCGAGCUACCUCACGCUCUACUGCUUUGGCCCGCAAGCGGACGCCAUCUCGGACGACGCACCCGCGACGCUCGAUGACGUCAUGGACCAAGUCGUGCCGCAUUUCCGGACGCGCAUGCUGGCCAUGACGCGGAAAGGCGAGAUGUACGGCGCCGCAGACGUCAUUGGGUCACUGCGUGUGCCACCGCAUCUCACCAAGGACUCGGCCGUCAACUGCGUCCUCGACGCGCUUGCUCGGCACCCCGAUGUCACGUGGCGCGCUGGCGACACGCUCAGCCACUCGGGUUUUGUCUCGAGCGAGAGCCAAGCCAAGCCAGCGACGCCGGUCGUUGUACCGCCACUCGUCGCGUCGCAGUGGGUCAUCACACCGUCGAUGCCGUCGUCGCCAGUGUCCCCGUCGCCGCCGCGCCCCACGAGCUCGCUCACGGUCGACACGCGGCCACGGACACUCUACGAUGCGCUGCUCAUCGAGCACAGCGUCCGCGUCGUCGAGCUCGUGCAUGCGGCGGCCGGCCACGCGUACUUGCUCGAGCACGUGGCGAGUCGCUUGGCGCGCACGUCGUACAUUCCGCCGGCGUCGGCGCAGGACGCGCUCGAGACCGUCGUCAGCAUGGUGCUCCGGCUGGACCCGAGUCUGCGCGUGCUCGAGUCGGGUGACGGUCCUUGCUUGGCGCUGAAGGCCUCGGUGUCGCGGGUCGUGGCCGACAUGGACGCGUCGCUACCGAGUGAGCUCAGCGCCGUCAUGGACGUUGUCGCGCGGCGGUUUGCGCGGCGAAUUGCGUAUGCGCCGAUGCGUUUGGUGUCGAUGGCGAUGCAGCUCACGCAGUGGGGCGUCAGCAACGUCGCGGACGUGCUCGUCGGUGUCCAGGCGCGGCUGCAGUCGGUCGGGUGCUUUGCAUCGGCGGUCGUCGGCCCGGACGUCGUCACGGCCAUCGACCAUGCGUGCUUGCUGCGGCCGGCGAGUGAGUUUGGUGCGCUCGUGUUUCUCCGGCGCGAGCCUCGCUUCACGUCGUCCAGUGACGUCACGUCGCCUUUGACAAAGCCACCACCUGGCAUGAUCCUCUCGCCGAUCAAGCCGACGAUCGAGGCGUCCGUGUCUCUGCCGCCCGCCCUCGCGUCCAACUCGCUUUUGGAUCUGCUGCUCGAUUGGCAUGCGAUCACGCUCGGGGACGCCGUGCACGCGCAGGGCGAACCGAUGGCCGUCACCCGCGUCCACCGGCACCUCGAACGCGCGGGGUACAUUGCGCCGGACCUGCUGCCACGAGCCAUCUCGGUCGUCCUCGCGCAGUUUGCGUCGGACCCGAGCCUCGCGUUGGAGGGCGAUGGUGACGACAUGGUUGUCAUGCCGAUGGGCGACCGCCGUCUGUGGAGUGCGCCGCGGUCAACGCCGUGUGAUGGCCCGAGCAUGGUGCACGCAACUGUGAUUGAGUUUAUCGAGCUCAUCGUCAAGGCGCCGUUGGACUACGUCGCCAUGGCGCGCGUCGUCAAGGAGAAGCCGCGCUUUGGCUACUCGACGAGCAAGACGAUGAAGCUUGUGCAGCAAGCGCUCUUUGAGACCGACUGCUUUCAAGUACUCAAGACGGGCGAGAAGGCGCUCGUGACGAUCGCGCCGUGGGCCCUCAUGCGCAAAGCGAGUGUGCUCGUCAAGCACGCGCUCCUUGCGGACUUGCUUGCUCGCUGGUUCUCUCCGCCAUCGAAUGGCGACCGUCCUCUGGACGAUGCUGCUCCGAUUAUCGACGGCCGCAUCGAGACUUCGACGGCCGCGGUGGUUGACCGAUGGGCCGUCGACGGCCCAACGACCGAUGCAAAUGCACUCGAGGCGUACGUGGCGGCGGCGCUGAAUUGGCUGUCGACGCAUGACGAAGCGUGUGGCGAAGCCGUCAUUUACGACCUCAAGCUCGAGUACCCGGUCUUGCCUGGCGUGAUCAAGACGCAGAUCCUUCCUGCACUCAAGCGCGACCCGCGAUUGCAAAGCCGCCCAAGCUACCUCGCCGGCUUUUGCUUUGGGCCGCGCAGCAAUAGCAACACGAGCGCGCCGCUCUUGACGCAGGUGCUGACGCAGGUGCUGCCGCACAUCAAGCGGUCGAUGCUCGCGACGAUCGAGAAAGGACGGCCGUUCCACGAGUCGGACGUGCGCGGGCUGCUGCGCCCGCCAGCGACGCUGUCGCUCGACGUUGUCGUGCAGCAUGUGCUUGGCGCGCUCCAACAAGAGCCCAACGUUCGCUUUACGCUCAAGAGCGACACGGGGCGUCUGGUGUUUUUCAGUCGCCAGGACGACGACGAGAACGACGACGACGACGAUGACGAGGACGACGAUGAUGAUGAAGAGGAAGCGGGCGACGAUGACGUAGACGAUGAGAACGAUGCCGUCCACGCGGCCGAUAGUGUCUCAGUGACGUCGAUGGCCGAGAGCUCAGCGACGGUGGAUGACGCCAGCAUGUGGAACAUCCGAGCGAUCGAAGCGCUCGUGUCUCCAAAGAGCGAGGUGGCGAGCGACGAUGCGCUCGUGGCGCUGCACCACGAGACCUUUUUGGCGUCGAUCCUUACGUCCGUGGCGUCCGGCGACGUGUUUUACGCGUCGUCCGUCUCGUAUCAAGUGCGUGCGCUCGUGGACGACGACAGCGCGGCCGAGAUGGCCGUGGACGCGGUCCUUGCGUCGCUGCGGCUGCACCCUCAACUGCGCUACUGCGACAACGACGACGGCCACGGUCCGUGCUUUGUGUCGGCGACACGCCCGCCGACGCCACCGCCACCGAUGAUCGAUCCGUCGACGGUCCAGAAACACGUCGCGGCGCUGAGCCAACGCAUGGAGCACGCACUGCUAACGACGAUGCGCUUUGACGUGGGCUUUGUGCCUGGCGUUGGCGACUACACCAGCAGCGACCUCGCGCGUCUCGUGGUCGCCGAGGUCGCCAAAGACCCGCGCUUUGUACUGCGCACGACAAACGAACGCCAACCGUACUUUGAAAAGUCGAGUGCGUCGCUCCGCACGCCAGUGUCGCCGCCGCGGAAGCCCGAUCCGCACGCCCGGCCGGCGGCCAUUCCGGUGGAGCCAGUCGCCUUGACGCCGCCGGUACCUGCGCACGUGGACGACACACCGCGACUGGCAAACGUCGAGUUUCACGGGUCGGUCGCCGUGAUCAAGACGGCGGUGCAGCUGCGCGACGUCGUGGCCGCGCACGCGAUCUUGCGCGAGCCGUGGCUACCCGGUCGUAUCGCGCUUGCCAUCCACGGCAACGGGUCUGCACUCUUGUUGGCGAUUGCCUGGGGAACCGAAGCACUUAUCGUCGACUGCGAGAGCACCCGCGUCGAUGUCGUUGCGACGCUACUGCAGCCCGUGCUCCUCUCGCCCAGUGUCUGCAAGGUCGUAUACGGCUCGCAUAUGCAAGCCAGCGCCUUGGUGCGAUUGGCCAACAGUCCGAUCGCCUCACUCAUUGACUUGGAGCUCCUCCUCGAGCACCAGACGUCGCGCUUCAGCGUCUCGUUUGCCGAGAUGCUCUCCGUCGUCGGACUGCCUGCGCACCCGCACCCGCGGUACCUCGACCGCCCCGACUUUUUGAACCACCGCCCGCUGCUUCCAGAAGCCACGCAAGCCGCGGCGGCGACGGUGCAGCUGCUGCUUCAAGCCUCAGACGUGCUCGCCAAGGCCAUUUUUGACAACAUAUCGCCGCUCAUGACCGCCUCCAACCAGAGAAUCCAUCAGGCCAUUGCUUGCGAUGGUCAGCGGUCGCUGUGCUUUGACGCGCAGCAGAAUCAGCGACUCGUCUCGACCGAGUACCUCCAGGCGUGGCGACCCCACGAUGUUGUUUCGAGUCCGCCAGUGGUGAUCCACGAAGACUUGGACGACAUUUUGGGGCUAUUGCCACCUGACCUCGCGGCGCCACUGCUCCAACCAGAGGUCAGCGCCAAGCUACUGGACAUUGUCUUGGACAUCGGACGCCGACCGUGGGCGUGGGUCAACGGCGCACGUUUCUUCCUCGAUCCGAAUAACCACGACCGCGUCGUCACGAGAGACGACCUCGAUUCGAUCGUGGAGCGCGUCGGCGGCUUUGGCAGCGACAACCGCGCCGGCCUCGAGCGACAACUGCACCGUAUCUCGGCGAUUCGCAACCGCCAAGACAGGAUCAUCGCCCUGACGAUUCGCGUCGGCCGGUACAUUGAAGGCAACGCGGGCUUGAUCGCGGAUCUUCUGGCAAUGGAAGACAAAAACAUUCUCUUCCUCGGCGAACCGGGCUGCGGCAAAACCACCAUCGUCCGCGAAGUCUCUCGGCAGCUCGCCACCAAGUACAACGUGUGCAUCGUCGACACGAGCAACGAGAUUGCAGGUGAUGGCGACAUUCCGCAUCCGUGCGUGGGCCUGGCGCGGCGCAUGAUGGUGCCGUCGCUCGACGACCAAGCCGCUGUGAUGGUCGAGUGCGUCCAGAACCACACGCCCGAGGUCAUGGUCAUUGACGAGAUUGGUCGCCCGAACGAAGUCGAGGCCGCGCGUACGUGCAAGCAGCGUGGCGUGCGCAUCGUAGCCUCGGCGCACGGCGACCUCCGGAAGUUGCUCAAGAACAAGCCGCUGCGAGGUCUUGUGGGCGGCGUCGAGUCGGUGACGGUCGGCGACGCACUCGCCAAGGAGAAGCAAAAGAAGGACGACAACGGGCCGCUGCGAAAGCUCUUGGCGCAGCGUGGUGGUGAGCCGAUCUUUGAAGUGGUUGUGGAGCUGCGUCGGGGGCAGUACAACGCGUGGCGCAUCGUGACGGACGCUGCGUCGGCGGUCGAUGGCAUUUUGGCCGGCGAGGCGUACAAGGCGCAAGUGAGGACGCGGGCUCUGUACGGCGGCGUGGGCUUUGGGUACGAUGUCGAGUCGAUCUAAACUCGGAGACCUAAACCUAGCAUUUUGAUAACAACGUCGAUGUGAUGCGCUCUGGA
Molecule: messenger RNA, 6128 nt
Organism: Saprolegnia diclina VS20
Lineage: Eukaryota; Oomycota; Saprolegniomycetes; Saprolegniales; Saprolegniaceae
Exons: 2
Coding region: 16-6072 (2018 amino acids)
Molecular function (GO): nucleic acid binding; ATP hydrolysis activity
Source: RefSeq, a predicted model, not a curated record